AUGGCCUUGUCUGAAGCUUUCCAGGUGAUUGAAACUUUGCAGAUCCCAAAUUACAGAAUGGAGGAUACAGUUCGGUGGCUGUGCUCGAUGUCAGGUGAUUUUUCUGUGGCGUCAGCUUGGGAGGAGAUUAGAAGAAAGAUGCCGAUUGCCCCCUGGGCUAGCAUUGUUUGGCACAAAAAUCUGCUUCCUCGCCAUUCCACUCUUGGUUGGAGAUUAGCGCAUGGGAAGAUGCCUACGGAUGUGGAAGUGCAAAAAAGGGGUGUUUGUGUAGUUUCUCGGUGCUCCCUGUGCAGAAAAGAAUGUGAGUCGACAGCCCAUUUGUUCCUCACUUGCAAAUUUAGUGAUGCAGUUUGGAAUACCUUCGCUGAUUGGUUUGGCUUCAUUUGGGGGCGCCCCUCUAGCAUCCUUGAUUUUUUGGAGUGGUGGAAAGGAAAACUUAGAUCAUCUAAUCUGAGAGACCUGUGGGCAGUAGGUGCUAUUGUUGUGUGUGCAACUCUGUGGGAAGAGAGAAAUAAAAGGUGCCAUGAGGGGACUCACCGGAGCAUGAAGCAACUCCUGGAAUGCGUGAAAGGGGAGCUGCAAGAGUGCAAGUUUGUGAUUAGAGGGGUUAAAAGCAUUCAAGAUUUGUGUGUCAAAACUAUUGGUUUGGUUUCUUCUACUGACAUAGGUAGUGGGAUCUUGGAAGUGUUUUGGUGUAAGCCGGAUCCAAACUGGGUCAAGCUCAACAUUGAUGGCAGUUCGUUGGGCAACCCUGGCAAGGCAGGGCUGGGGUGGGGGCCGUGUUUCGCAACCACCAGGCCCAAGUGGUGUUCUCGUAUGGAAAAUACCUGGGCAUUUCCAAUAGCUUCGAAGCUGAAAUUGAAGCUCUGA
Molecule: messenger RNA, 870 nt
Organism: Telopea speciosissima
Lineage: Eukaryota; Viridiplantae; Streptophyta; Magnoliopsida; Proteales; Proteaceae
Exons: 1
Coding region: 1-870 (289 amino acids)
Source: RefSeq, a predicted model, not a curated record